This is a messenger RNA of Rhizophagus irregularis DAOM 181602=DAOM 197198, 264 nucleotides long. The record is from RefSeq and is a predicted model, not a curated record. NCBI's taxonomy places the organism in Eukaryota, Fungi, Glomeromycota, Glomeromycetes, Glomerales, Glomeraceae.
AUGGUUUUUUCCUUAAUACUUUUAGGAUGCAUUUUCAUUGUAAGUUCUGAACGUAAAAAAGAUAACCCUCAAACAAAAGUCACAUUAUUUGAAGCAAAAGAAAAUAGUGAAAUAAAUUCUGAAAGUAGUGCAAUUAGUAGUUCUACUACUAUUACUGAUGAUGAUAAUGAAAAUAAUAUGAAGAAAAAGAUAAUGAAAAAGAUAAUGAAGAAACAGAGUAAAAAGAUGAAUAAGAAGAAAAAUCAAGAGAAAAGGGAAAACUGA